This is a messenger RNA of Cyprinodon tularosa, 4103 nucleotides long. It is a transcript of the gene zbtb2b, whose product is annotated as zinc finger and BTB domain containing 2b. The record is from RefSeq and is a predicted model, not a curated record. Gene Ontology annotation, biological process: regulation of transcription by RNA polymerase II. Bases 332 to 1888 code for a protein of 518 amino acids. Gene Ontology annotation, cellular component: nucleus. Gene Ontology annotation, molecular function: protein binding; RNA polymerase II cis-regulatory region sequence-specific DNA binding; DNA-binding transcription factor activity, RNA polymerase II-specific. NCBI's taxonomy places the organism in Eukaryota, Metazoa, Chordata, Actinopteri, Cyprinodontiformes, Cyprinodontidae. The transcript has 3 exons.
GUGCGGGAAAUUAACGUUAACUCAUCCGCCCCUUCCUCAACGGAUUUUUUUUCUUUACAACGGCCACUUUUCCCUUUUAUCUCCCCCCUCUCUCUCUCUGACUGUUUUUCUUCUUACUCCCCACUCGCAAGUCAUGUGACCGUAACGUAAAACCCCUAACCGGAAAACACCGUCGGACGACCCUCCGCCGCCAACGAAUGCUGCGUUUACAAGGAACCCAGUCGAAGCUGCAGCGAGCGCAGAGAGGACGGACGGAGAGCUCUCCGGUAGCAAACAAACAAGGGGCGAUACGGAGAAACUCCGGUGUUUUCAGCAGAGCGCAGGUUGAAGAAUGGAGUUGGCCAACCAUGGUCUUAUCCUGCUGCAACAGCUUAACGCUCAGAGGGAAUUUGGCUUCCUGUGCGACUGCACUGUGGCUAUCGGAGAUGUCUUCUUCAAAGCCCACAAAGCGGUCCUCGCUGCCUUCUCCAACUACUUCAGGAUGCUUUUCAUUCACCAGGACAGCGACUGUGUGCGUCUGAAGGCUGCUGACAUCCAGCCAGAUAUCUUCAGCUAUCUCCUCAACCUGAUGUACACUGGCAAGCUGGCCCCCCAGCUGAUAGACCCGGCCCGUCUGGAGCAGGGGGUCAGAUUCCUCCACGCAUAUCCGCUCCUGCAGGAAGCCAGCCAAUCGGCAUACUCCCACCCCGAGCACAACCUCAACCUCUCCACCUCCCUCUAUGGCAUCCAGAUAUCCGACCAGCAGGUGGCACUAUCAGCCAGGGUACCGUCCCGUCGACAGCUCUCCUCCCCCUUUGAAUUGGAGCAGCUGAACUCUGAGAGUAAAGUUUCAACACCUUCUGCAGCAUCAUUCACAAAUGCCCUGCUGUCCAAGCAAGCGUCCUCGCCCCCUGAUGUAGAGGCCUCAACCAGCAGCAUGAAGGCUUCUGCUGAGGAGGGUGGGAUGGACUUGCUAUGCACAGAUGGUUCGUCCGCCACUGCAAUACUUAACGUGAAGCCGAGCAUAAUGAAGAGGAGCUCCUCCUUCAGGAAGUAUUACUCAUGCCACCUCUGCAAGAGCAGAUUUACCCAGAGAAGCCUCCUGAGGGAACAUCUCCUGUGGCACUCGCAGGCCCUUCAGCACCCGGCGGCUGAGCCCAGCAAGCCGGCGUCCCCGGCUGUGAUCAGAGAGAACAGUGUGUUAGCAGAGGGGCUUCCCAAAGGAAACAAGGCCACCGCCGUAGAGAUCAUCAGCGACAGCGAACAAACUCCUGUUUCAGGCACCAACUCUGACUCUCCCCAAGCUGAGGUGUCCACCUCCACGUGGGGGGUGGGAGGGUUAAACUCUCAGGCGGACACGCCCCCUCCGUCGGACAUCGCAGACAUCGACAACCUGGAGAAUGCCGACCUGGACCGCGAAGUGAAGCGCAGGAAGUACGAGUGCUCCACUUGUGGCCGCAAGUUCAUCCAGAAGAGCCACUGGCGCGAGCACAUGUACAUCCACACAGGGAAGCCCUUCAAAUGCAGCGCCUGUGGGAAGAGCUUCUGCCGCGCCAACCAGGCCGCCCGCCACGUCUGCCUCAACCAGGGCGCUGACUCCUACACCAUGGUGGACCGACAGAGCAUGGAGCUAUGCUCUGCCGGGGAAGACAGCAACCAGAUGGAGGCCAUGUUCUCAGGCUCCUCGAAGCCUUACAAAUGUAACAUUUGUGCUACGACCUUUUCCAGCCCUGCUGAGGUGAUCAAACACCUGUGCUUCUCUCAAGGGGGACUAGCUGGGCUGACGGGAAACACAGCUGCAGGUGUGCUGCUGCAGCAAGAAGAUGUCUCCAAAGAUGAAGGCUCUGAUUUGUCCAACUCUGGCACCCCGCCCGAACCCAUAAAGACUGAGGAAAUCCUCGUAGAAUAGCAUCAGAACUGUUUUCGUUUCUUUUUUAACACGUUUGCCAUCUAAAUCCUGGUUGAAAAUAGGCAAGCUAAAGGAAAAGUAUGUCAGGGUAUGUUUGUUAGAUAUUAUUCUUUACCUUUUUUAUGAUAAAGUGCUUUAAAUGUUUAGAUCCUAAGAGUACUAAUUAUAAGCCUCUCUCUUUAUACAAUCAUUAAAAGUUAAAUACAGAAUUUCGUUGAUGAAUUUCGGUCAAACAACGAUCAAGUACAAGGACUUUUUAUACGGGCACAAACUCUGCAUGCAACUGUGUGCUUUUUAACAUAGAAAGAGGAAGCUGAGGUUGCGUAGAGUGUCGGUAGACAUUGACAGUUGCAAAAUGUUGAUUUUUCCACGUUGGCAGGAGGCUAGACAUAAACUGGCAGCUGAAAUCAAAGAACAGAGACAUUAUGCGGUUUCUUUCCCUCCCUCUCUGAUUUUAAAGUCAACUCUUAAUAUGCAUCAGCAUGUAUCCGUCUUCCGUCCUCAGACGUAGGCAGGACAGAAUAAAUAAGUUUAUGUGACGUAACGACCACUUCCAGCAUCCCUGUAUGUGUCUGACUGCUCCCUGGGGUUUACUGCUCAAUAGCCCAACAUGUCAAUUUGUUUGUUUUCCUCAUAUUUACCUGCCCUGGUGUGGAUUAUGUAAUAACUUUUUGGUUACUAACACUGAAGCAGCAUGUCCCACCCACAUGUGCAAACCCUUAACCUAAAGGCUGUAGGAUAUUGUAAGUCAUGUUUUCUGUUGUUUUGUUUAUUUUAAUAUAACAUUCUUUAAAGUUAUUUCUAGAUCACCUUCCAAGUUUGACAUGUUUUUCUAAUUUUAUACACAGUGCUAUAUAUUCAUAAAAAGACGAUACAUUUCAAGGCGUAAGAUGAUUGAUAGACUGAUAGCUUUUGGACUAGAUGUCCAUUUGGUUUUGCCAAUCUUAACGUGAAGGAUAUGAAUAAAUGUGCUGACUUGUUAUAGCAAAAGUCAUUGUAAAACUGAACUUAAGAAUUCUUUUGUUAAAAGGGAAACUUUUUUUUUAUUUUAUUGUAUUUGUAUGUCCCUACUUAUAUACAUUAAUAAAUAAGGAAUUAGAAGGUUGUAACUUUUAGAAAAAAAAUCUCAUAAAAUCCUGAUAUUCUCAGCUGUUUGGACAGGCAGUAAAUAAUCCAAGAAUGAGAUCUGCUCAUGUUUUUUUUUUUAAGAAUAUAUCAUGUUUUUGAUUUAUCUUCAAUAUCUGUUCUUAUAAAAAAAGCUACUGGUGACAGGAAUCUAGGAUUUUAUACAGGUUGGUAAACAAGAGGCUCAGAUUAAUAUAUUGGGUUUUAUUUAAAACACAAAAAUAUUAAUUGCAGAUAAUAUAAGCUGCCGAAAAGUGUUUUUUUUUCUUCCUAAGGUAUAAAUUCCUGCAAAUUCAGAUAUUUAAUCUAAUAGCUAAAUAUCCAAUGAGCUUCCGAAUUCAUAACUCAAUCAUUAGUCAGUUUUUCUUGAUGUGAAUUGAAUAUCUGGUAUUGAUGAAAUGUUUUUGUUUUUUUAUUUAUCAAGUGUUAAAUGCAUUACCCAGACAUGAUUUAUAAACAGGAAAUGUUUUUCAAAGUCUUUAUAAUUGUCCUGCUUAACAUGUUUAAUCAUGAUACUUAAAGUGACCAUUCUCACUGUAUUAGGUUAAGUCAUGUUUUUCCCUUUUUAAUGUAAAAAAAAACCAGAAGCUGUAAUGUCCUUGCUCCUGUUGAAACUUCAAGUUUUUAUGCAGUUCACUCAGUCUGUCGCUAGAUGGCGCUGUGUUGCUUUUAGUAUCAAUCUGUUUAAAAGAUGCUGUUACAGCUCCAUGGAUCAAAGUCAUUGCAAUAAAAUAACAAAUCCGUAUAGAUAUACACAGCUGCAGAUUCUCAUUAGGAGCAGACUAUCAAAGAUCUUUCUCUUCAAACAGACACACAAAUUUUAAAAUACCCCAUCCCUUAAUGUUUCAGACAAACUUUAGAAAUGCACACAUUUUGAAAAUGACUGUACCCAGCCUGCUUCUAAACAGCCAAACGUCUCAGGAGACUGAGAAGUUUGACCUCACUGUCAGCUGUUCUCUGAACACUUUGGGACUUUUAAAGAAAGUAUGCAAUGUAAACCUCUUUCCUGAUGCCCAUUUGACUUCUACUGUGACAGAUCUGUGUUCUCAGGAAUGUAUUUUUAUCUAUUUGAAUUUUUUUUUUUUUUGUU